AUGCACAUUCACAUAGAAACCUAUAACAUAGACCGAAAUGGCAAGGACUACCUUGAGGUGGGUAGAACUCAAUUGCCAAUGAUCUACUUCAUUUUUUCCGUCCUUUACUUGCCGUUUCUGGCCUUGUGGGUAUAUGUAUGCUACAAGAACAGGCUGGUCAUUCGCAAGAUACACAUUCUAAUGGCCAUAUUGAUCGUAAUGAAAUCGUUCAAUCUAUUUUUCGAGGCAGAGGACAAACACUACGUUAAGGUCAGUGGAACCCCUCAUGGAUGGGACUUAUGGUUUUAUUUGUCCCAAUGUCUUCGAGCUCUGUUAUUGCUAACGGUAAUCAUGUUGAUUGGGGUGGGUUGGACGAUCUUAAAACCAACUUUACAUGCCAACGACAAGAAAAUCUUGGCUGUGGGCGUAACAAUUCAGGUUUUUGCUAGCAUAGCCCAUGUUUAUACCUAUGAAAUCGGCCCGUCCAAUAGCAACUACUUGUAUUUGAGUCUGGCGUUAUUGCUGGUCGAUUUAGUGGGCUUUAUGAUAGUUUUCGUUCCAACUGCUUCGUCCAUUCAGACACUCAAGCAAGCCGCAAAGACAGAUGGAACUGCUGCGCGGGAUUUGGGAAAGAUGAGACUUUUGGGAAAUUUUAACAUAUGCGUGCUUUUGUUCUGGCAAUUGAAGUGGAUUGCGUUGCCUUAUGUCGCCAUGAUCUCUAAUGAGGAUUGUGGUUUUGACUGGUUGACUGUUACGAUUGAAGAGACUGUUGCCCUUGGAUUUUACAUUGGAAUGUUUUAUCUGUUUCGGCCUAGGGAGCAAAAUGAGUAUUUUGUUGUUGAAGACGAAGAGACGGCUCUUGCUUCAAUUCGGAGAGAGUUUUAG
Rhododendron vialii is the source of this 864-nucleotide messenger RNA. RefSeq names its product protein CANDIDATE G-PROTEIN COUPLED RECEPTOR 7-like. Bases 1 to 864 code for a protein of 287 amino acids. NCBI's taxonomy places the organism in Eukaryota, Viridiplantae, Streptophyta, Magnoliopsida, Ericales, Ericaceae. The record is from RefSeq and is a predicted model, not a curated record. Gene Ontology annotation, biological process: transport. Gene Ontology annotation, cellular component: Golgi apparatus; membrane. The transcript has a single exon.